Capsicum annuum is the source of this 2003-nucleotide messenger RNA. RefSeq lists its product as uncharacterized. The coding region runs from base 1281 to 2003 and encodes 240 amino acids. Lineage: Eukaryota; Viridiplantae; Streptophyta; Magnoliopsida; Solanales; Solanaceae. The transcript has 5 exons. The record is from RefSeq and is a predicted model, not a curated record.
AGUCCUGUCAGGACAGUGAAAUGCUCUGAGUCUCCUCCCGCCGUCCUCACCUGGGUUUUCGCUCCAUCAUACAUAUCCUUAAUUACUCUGGUAUAUGUCAGCGGCACUCCACUCACCUCCAAGAAUCUCCAAAGCACCUCUCUGGGAACUUUGUCGUAUUCCUUCUCCAGGUCGAUAAACACCAUGUGCAGAUCCUUCUUCCUCUCCCUAUACUGCUCCACCAACCUCCGCACCAGGUGGAUUGCCUCCGUCGUCGAGCGGCCGGGCAUAAUAAGUAUUCUUGAAUAUACCUAUAUCUGGAUGCUUCUUGAAGAAGCUUACAAGUAAAAAAAAAAUCAAGAAAAUAUCAUGGAUCAGGAAGAAACACAACCAAAUAGCCAGCAAGCUAACAAGCUUAUUCCCCACAAACCCCCAGAUAAAAUGAGCAUCUGCAACAAUACUGAAUCCUUCAAGUCUAAGCUAUUAGCUACAGAGCAAGUUAUUUCCUUGCAUGUGGAAGAAUGUUUGGCAUCAGAUAGCUCAAAUGAUACUAAUGAUAUUGAAGUCUUAGAUAAUGGGAUGAAAAUUAUUUCCCUAUCCAAGGAAGAAACAGACAGACUGUGCUCCCCUUGGAAACAUUCACUUAUCAUUAAACUUUUGGGCAAGAAAGUAACAUAUCAAUAUCUCCGGGAUAAGCUCAUCUCUCUCUGCCAACUGGCCGAAUCUUUCCCUCUAAUUGACUUGGGAUUAGACUUCUAUACUGUUAAACUAACACACGUUGAGAGCGUCUUCAAAAUUCUUCAAAAUAGGCCCUGGUUCAUCAAUGGUCACUAUUUAUCGAUCAAACGUUGGGAACCAAAUUUUGUUCCAGAAAAGGAAAAAGUAACUUACUCUGCGGUUUGGGUUCGACUCCCUUAGCUUCCUACAGAGUUCUAUGAUUCCCAAUUACUUAAAAAGAUCGGUAAUGCCAUUGGUAAAUUACUAAAAAUUGAUGCUUGCACCAACUCCGCCCUCAGGGGUCUUAUGCCAGACUCUGUGUUCAAAUUCCCAUGGAGGAACCAGUCGUCAGCAGUACCCAAAUUGGUAGCCAUAUGCAACAUAUUAUAUACGAAGGAUAAGGAUUUCUAUAUACUGCAUGUGGUCGAUUUGUUCACACUAUAGAUAAGUGCCACUAUAAUCCAACACCUCCACCACCAUCUCUUUCCCCCCGAGCUCGCAACCAGCUUCGAUGGAACCCAAAUUCCUCAUCCAAGAAUGGCACACGGUUAAAUUUCCAAAACGGAAAAUAAACAGUCGCAGAUAUGCCGGAGGAGCAGCACAAGCUACUAAUCUCCACCAUGCCCAUCCAGCAGCUAAACCUACUGAUAUCCGCCAUGCUCGUCCUGCAGAUGAAGCACCAACAACUAAGGUUAAUGUUGAGGAACUUGGGGAAUCUAGUGGUACAGCAUAAUUUCCGGCUUGAUAACACUGUUGCAGAUAGCCUUGCCAAAGCAGGAUCUCAUCUAUUACAUAUCCAAGCUCAACCCUUUUUGGUCUCUCCACCUCCUACUGUGAAAGCUUUGCUGCAACACGACCGAGAUGGAGCUAGUACUAGUAUAUUAGUGUCUUGGCCUGUAUGCCAUCACCUAGUUUCUCUAGGAAACCAGUCUGUAAUAAGUAAUUCUAGCGUCAAUAACUCUAAGACUUUAGCUCCUAUCUCUAGCCAUGUCUCUUCGGCUAUUUUGUUAAGGAAUGCUCCUGCUAUUCCUGCUACUACUACUUUCUGUAACUCUCCUAUAUUUAAUCUGUCCGCCGUCGCCGAACACUCAGAGUGUAGAGAUGUGUAUUUCGAUGCCAAUAUGAUUUCGAAGUCGUUUAUGCUGUAUUGUCAAUAUAGAGAUUUUUAUCUCAAUGCCUGUAUGAUCUCAAAGUCAUUCAUUUCACAUCACAGGAUUGAGCUUUGUAUCUCAAUGCCUUUGCAUAGAGAUUCACAUUUCAAUGUUCAUAUGGUUCCAAAGUCGUUCAUUUCACACGAUCAGGGUUGA